Molecule: messenger RNA, 9151 nt
Organism: Ostrea edulis (European flat oyster)
Lineage: Eukaryota; Metazoa; Mollusca; Bivalvia; Ostreida; Ostreidae
Exons: 26
Coding region: 132-7955 (2607 amino acids)
Biological process (GO): detection of mechanical stimulus
Cellular component (GO): membrane
Molecular function (GO): calcium ion binding; protein binding; calcium channel activity
Source: RefSeq, a predicted model, not a curated record
AUGAUGAUAAACUAGACCGCCUGCGACAAGUAACAAUCGAACGUGAACAUCUCAGUAGCGCAGCCAAGCUUAGAUGCGUCGUUUUGAUAGCGUAGAACUGAUUUCAUAUUUCUUUGACUCGGAAUUAUGGAAUGAUUUUUUUAAAACCUGACAUAAAAAUGUAUAACUUGUUAUCUGUGGUGUUUUUCGUAAUAACAGCUCUUGAUGGGGUCAAAUGUGCGACGCCUUCACUCAUGGUUGUCCAGGCCAACGCCACUGGUAAAAACAACAUGGGAAAGUUUUGUCCGGAGUUGGACAAUGGCAUCAAUGUUACUUGUCUAGUGGAUUAUGGUGUAGGAACUGGUCAUAUGUGGAUGGAACCAGAUGGGACAAAUCCUGCUUGUGUCAGUUAUGCAUAUGCUCAAUCAGGCUAUCAAACCAUUCAUCUAUAUUGUGCCGUAGACAACAUAUUUUUUUAUGAAAACAAAACCUUAUAUGUGGGGGAGGAAAUAUCUAACAUGGCGGUUGGGGACCAAAACGGCGGCUCCCUGAUUCCAAUGACAAAUUCUGCUACACUUUAUGUGUCAUACAGUAACGGAAGUGACGUCAAUUUAGAAAUAUUCAGCAACACGAGCAACACGGUCUUGUCAAAUCAGAACGUCACAACUAGAAGCUUCACACAUACCAUCACCGCGGCAGACCUUAACAACCAAAUUGGUCUGCAUGCUGUGCGCGUCACACUUUCCAAUCCAAUAUCGUCUACGUCGCGUUGGGUUGUUGUUGCUCAUGAAGAAGAAAUCACAGGAUUUGCUUUCACUGGAAACAUCGAAUCAAUCAUGCACGUGGGUGAUGAAGUAAAUCUGAAUUUUACUAUUUCAAAUGGAAGCGACGUAUCUAUUGCGACAGAGAUAAAUACAGUGCUAAUUGUGCAAAAAUGUGAGGGAGCUCUGAGAACACAUUCUCUACAGUAUACAUUGAAUGAAACAGGUACAUACACCAUCGUAAUUACGCUUUCAAACUUCGUAUCGACAUAUAAUUGGACAUACACAUUAACAGUGCAGCACCCUGUUCAUAAUUUUACCAUUCAACAAGUUAAAAAUAUCAUGAAAGCACAAACUGACACCUGGGUAUUUCAUCUACCAACUGGUUCAUUGUUUCCGAUGGGGACAUUGUUUGCCUUAGUCACAGAAGAUGGAACUCAGACAAAAAAUGUCAGCUUGACUUUGUCUCCAGGAGGCACUCAAAACGUUUUAAUGACAUACUUAACUGCAGGAUAUAUCAACAUCACCAUUACUAUUAAGUCAGAAAUUAGCCAAAUGCAAAUCUCCUGGAUACAAGUAGUCGAAAACAAACUCACUUUGGAGUUAUUGCACCAGGAAAGCGUUCCAAUAUCACAGUCCCAACAACAACUCGUUUUACGCAUAACCGACCCAAAUGAUUCACCUUUGUUCAAGCUUAACUGUACACUAAAUGUAGAUGGAGAAGUUACUACACUUCCAGUUUCAGAGCAAUUUGAUUAUGGGACAAACCAAACGUUUCCAUAUAGAUAUAUUGGCAUAGGAAACAAGACAAUUACUGUGAAUUGUUCAAAUACUCUACAAAAUUGGUUCAUCACACGAAUAGUAGAGGUUUGGACGGACUGCUUUGCUUCUGCGGAUUUCUUUAGUGCUGAUUUCAAAAAUGUAGAAACUCCAAUGAGUGUUUACAUAACACAGAUAGUGCAGAUAACCGCAAAAGUUGAGGUGACCCAAUUAUGCAAGAACAGUUCACGCACCUACUGGUGGGAGUUUUACGAUGUCCCCCAUGAUGACCAUUUGAAUCCAGAGUUACGUGAGUAUUAUAACAACACGGCCAAUCAGCCUCAUGGAGUAACCAUUACUUUCGCAAAAGAAGCUAUUGAGGCAGGUUUAAAGAAGUUGGUGCUAAAGGUAAAUUUAACUGAUCAAGAAGAUGGCGUACUUGAAGACUACAUCUAUGUGAAUUUUAAAACUCCUCCCGUUGUGGCCAGUAUCAUUGGUGGUUCGGAAAUAACCCAUGGGAAAGUCAGCCCCCUUACCGUGGAUGCCACAUCUUCAAAAGACCCUGUGCAAAUCUAUGCUGAUCAAUCAUUCAACUUUACAUGGAAAUGCUACAAGGUUCCUGACGUAGAUGCGUCUAAUUUGGCAGAGUUCAUGGGCAAAUUUAAGACACCGGAGCAGCUAUCACCAACCUGGAACGACUGCGUCCCAAUGGCCCUGCCCAUGGAAGGUCAAGUCGAAAUACCAUCAGCAAAUCUACAGGAUGGCUAUUUUUAUCUUUUCAUCGUGUUGGUGGAGAAAAUCAACAAAACGUCGGCAAACUUGUCGGUACAAAGGAAUGACACAUCUUUCCAGGCAGUUAAAAUUGUUCCAUAUGUGCCACCUAAAGCUGAAUUGAAGUGUUUACGAAACUGUAAUGGGAAAAUCAACCGAGACUCAAUAUCUAGUUACGAGGUGAUCUGCUCUAAUUGUGACGUAAACACAGUUUACCGAUGGGAUUUAGAGGAAUUCAACGCCAGCACUGGUGCUUAUUCUACGCUACUGGAUGGGACUGGAGGAUGGGCUGCAUAUAUAGAAACAAGAUCCCUUGAAUUGAGUACAUUAGCCAUUAAGAAAGAUGUUGUACCAGAAGGUAAAAAUCUGAGAUUGAAAUGUGAAAUCAAUUCAGAUGGCAAAAAGGCAACCGUGUCCACAGUAAUGGCUGUCAACUACCCGCCCAGAGGUGGUGAAUGUGACAUUUCUCCCAAAACAGGUAAUGCAAGCAUAACUUAUUUUGAAAUCACCUGCAAAAAUUGGAAGGACGAAGAGAACAGAUAUGUACGUGAUGAUGGUGAAGAUGGCAACGCUCGAUUGUCGUAUAAAAUCUACCAAAUAAGCGUUCGAAACGGCACCCAUGUCAAGUCCCUUAUAGACGAAUCAAAUGAACCGAAGGCCAAAGUGUACCUUGGAAUUGGGGAUCCUAGUAAUGAUUACAACAGUACCAUAACUGUGUAUAUCAUGGACAAUUAUCACGGAAUGGCAAUCUUUUCAUUUCCAGUACAGGUGAACAAUCCUCUCAAGAGUACAUCUCUACCAAGUGUUGCGGCCGUAGAAAAGUAUUACCAAGACGUCAUGGAAGAAAUAGACAAAUCUGGAAGUCCCGAAUUUUUCAUGAAAACUGUAGAAUCGAUCACAUCCGUACUAACAGACUUUACGAUCAAGAUAAACGAUUCGUAUCCGGAUAUUGAGGUCAGCAGGAUUCCUACCAAGUGGAAUGAUGGACUACUUGAUCUGCAAGACGAAAAUGGAACAAAAGUUAUGGCCAGCUAUAACUCACUGCUUGACGAUAUUCUGCAACAGUCACAAAAUUAUUAUCAGAUUAAAGUUCAGGAUACCCUCAGUAACCUCACACAGACGAUGUUGGACAAACUACAGCAAACGAACUCCAGUACAUUUUCUUGGAUAGAAACAGCGUCCAACGCGUUUGGCAACGUUCUUAGCAGUGAAGAUUAUAAUUCGGAAAAGUCAGUGAUCCAUGCAUCGAAUGCCUUAAAACAACUCACUGCUUCGUUUUCAAACCUUACCAGCAUUCAGUAUCUUGGUGCCGAUUCCGUGUUUACUAGUAGUAACACAGCUAUGGAACAAGCCACCGACGGUUUAAUGCAAUUGAUGGACUCCCUUGUGCAGAAUAGUGUCCCAAAGAAUACUGUCAAUACUUCCGACGCCGUGAUUGCUGCCACGGAUACGGCAUCAUCCAGAAUGUACGUGGACUAUCUCUUCACUAUGAACAAAGACCUGGCGUAUGAAUAUGCCGAAAAUGGAAGUUUGACACCAGAGGAAAGAAUUGGCAUGUUCUACAUGAAAUCCAGAAUAGCACAAAUUGGACUUGACAAGAAACGAAGAACAAGUGAAGAAUCGGGAAGAGCAUUGAACGAUGCGGUAGAGUCUCUAACCCGAACACUGCUAUCUGUGGAAUGCUCAGGAUGCAGUCGAACUUAUAAAAAGACAAAUAUGGUGAUAGAUAUUCAGAAAAACACGGUGGCAGCCAUUGAGGAAUCCAAUAUAACAUCCUCCCAUUCGAACAUGUCUGUAAGCUUUGGCGAUCUCCCGAAAAACACGAACGUCCAAUUAGCUGUAACAGAAAUGAAGAAAAACAUUUACUUGUAUGACCAUUCUACUACAGCUGCAUUGAUUACUUCACCCGUUCAUAAAGUGACUGCUACAUCCGAGAGUGGACCACAGCCAUCGAUUUAUGUCGUCACUAUAAAACAACCAGUGACGUCGGACUUUAGUGACGUUGAAGUCACUGUACCUGUUUUUAUAUCAGAAGAUGCUUCUGGUUUUUUCUAUCAUACGUUCCUGUACAGAAAUCUUGGGGACUAUGCCUGUUUUCACAUUGUCCAGGUCCCUCCAAAACUCAAUGAAAAAUAUGACGUGUAUCUACGUGCAGCGGAUUUUCCUACACUUUUUAAGUAUGACGCCGUAGCUGAAGUGUCAGUCAAUAGGGACUACAUGGCUUGUAUUCCACCACAAAAGUUGUCUUCUGUCGGAGUUAUACACAUCGGGCUUAAACCCACACCUAUUCCAAGACAUACAGGCCGAAGAAAACGAUCAACAGGUGCUGGGUCGUUUACGUACAACAACAAAACUUACACGGACCCGAGAUUAAACCCCUAUCGUUUCAUGGUCGUCGUGUCUGGCUGUAAUUCUUGGAACGAACUGACAGAGAAAUGGAGAUCAGAUUCUUGUGUGAUGGACUGGAACCCUCACAAAGCGGUUGUAUCUUGCGACUGCACAGGACAAAAUGGACUAACCUUUGCAAACUCGUUCUAUGUAGCUCCAAAUACCAUAGACUUUUCUACAGUAUUUUUGAAAUUUUCUCCAGAAGACCAGGCCGCCGUCUUGGCCACAUUUAUUAUUAUACUGGUCCUGUAUAUAUUCCUUAUGAUUUGGGGCCGCCACCAGGAUAAGAAGGAUAUUGUCAAGUGGGGCGUGACUCCUUUGAUCGACAACUUCGUGGAUGAUACAUACUACUACCUGAUUACUGUACAUACGGGAAUGAGGCGGGGCGCAGGAACAAAAUCACGUGUUGGCUUCAUCGUGGCAGGGGAGGAGGGUGACACUGGUGUCAGAGAACUAUAUGAUGGUGUCAGAUUGGAGUUCCGCACAGCCAGUGUAAAUCAUUUUCUGAUGGCCACAUCCCAGCCUCUGGGUCCCUUGACAUACCUGUAUAUAUUUCAUGACAACUCUGGUGAGGGGGAAUGGUCUUCGUGGUACCUAAAUCGUGUCGAUAUAGAAGAUCUUCAAGACCGCACGAGGUAUGUCUUUAUGUGUGGCAGCUGGCUCUCGUUAGACAGUCUAGAUUGUCAAGUGGAUACUGUUCUUCCUGUUUGUGGCCAAGAAAACGUCACAACCUUCAAAAACAUGUUCUUCAUCAACUAUAAGGAAAACCUUGCCGAUAGUCAUCUCUGGAUCUCUAUCUACUUCCGACCGACAAGCAGCCAUUUUAGUCGUAUACAGCGAAUAUCGUGCUUGCUACUAUUCAUUAUGCUGACAAUGAUCGGCAAUGCUGUAUACUUCAAACCAGAGGACGAUUACGAAAACCCGGCGAUGAUCAAAUUAGGUCCUCUGCAGUUUUCAUGGCAAACAGUGUACAUCUCAUUGAUGAGUACUUUGAUUUCAACCCCAGCAACCAUUUUUGUUGUCACCUUGUUCAAAAAGGCCAAGCCUCGAUUCGUUGAUCACGAUGUCAAAGAUUCUUCUCUCAAAUACUCUGUCCCAGUAAUUAACAAUUUCAUGGGCAAGUUAUUAAAAGAAAGCAAGGAACUUGAGCGCACUCUGGUGGCAAAAGGUGUCAUCAGUAACGAUGGAACAAUACUACCCUUUUGGAUUACUUAUAUAGCCUGGUUUUUAGCGCUAGCGGGAAGCUUAACCUCAGCAUUUUUCAUCAUGUUGUUUAGCAUGGAGUGGGGGAAAACGAAAACAGAGAUGUGGCUGGCACAGUUUUUCCUCGCCUUCUUUGAGUCGGCCUGUAUUCUGGAUCCAAUGAAAGUUGUGAUGAUGGCAGCAGUAUUUGCUUUAAUUUUCUCACAAACGGAGCGAUUCCGACCCUCUGGAUUAACUCGUGAAAUCGUUCUAAAAAAUUACAGACAAAGAUAUGGACAGGAGCAAAGCAUACGCAUUCCAGCACCGCCACUAAACCACUCGCUUUUAGAAAAAGCUCGAGAUGACCGCAUGCGCGACAUAAAGAUGAUGGACUCAGUAAAACAAGUACUGAUCACAGUGGUCUACAUGUGGAUAAUAUACAGCAUCAGUUUUAGUAACAGAGAUACUGGAUCUUAUUAUGUGAAAAAGGACUUAAGUGAUCGCCUUCUGACUCCCAGUGUCACUGGGGUAAAGCAGUUCAACAAGAUAAAAACAACCAACCAGUACAUGGAUUGGCUUCACAAGGUGGCGUUCCCAACAUUAUUCCCGGAACAGGAAUAUAAUGGAGAGCGGCUUCACUGGAGACACAGGCAGUUUACAGCUGGCCAGACGAAUUUUAGAGUUGGGCCUCCGAGACUAAGACAAGUUAGGGUUGUAGAAGAUGAGGACACAAUCCAUCCAUUUGGGACCGUGAAAACUUACCCCUCGUACAACAUGAUUAAUGAAGAAGCACGCAGCUUUUGUUUUGGAUGGAAACAAUCUCCUUGCGACAUUGCGGUGGAAGCAUAUUCUUUCUCCUUCAAGGCCUGGAAGUACAUUAAUCCGGUGAAUAUCUGGGGAGUUCCCGUUUUAGGUUAUUACAAUACGUAUUCUGGUGGAGGUUACAUUGCAGAACUAGAUGUAAAUCUCGAUUUUACGAACAGAACCAUGAAAGAAUUAACCGACCACCUAUGGAUAGAUAGGUCUACCAGAGCGGUUUUCUUUGAAUUUACUGUGUAUAAUUCUGAUUUUAAUGUAUUUGCAUACUGUAUGCUCGCGGCGGAAUUCCCGGAAGUUGGAGGUGUCAUGACGAUGUCUUCCAUAUAUCCAUUUCGAAUUUAUCACCACAUAGGAUCAACCGGAUAUUAUGUCAUUUUUUGUGAAGUUUGCUUUGUGCUGUUUUUGGUGGCGCAAAUGAUAAGAGUAGCAUACCACUUUUAUAAACUUCGCUUACAAUUUUUCAGAAGUACGUGGCUCGUGUUAGAAUUAGUGGGUAUUUUCCUCAGCCUAGUUGCAAUUUCUAUGUAUGCUGGCAGGAUGCUAUUAGCAAACGAAACUUUAGGAAAGUUCCUGAAAGAUCCAAAGGCUUUUGUCAAUUUUCAACACAUCGCAUAUUGGGAUUUCCUGCUUGUAGUUCUCAUUGGCUUGUUAUUAUUUCUUGGAACAACGAGAUUGCUUGGGAUUCUAGGAUAUGACAAAAGAAUUGGACAGGUAUUCCGUGUUUUUGACAAUUGUGCUUGGGAUUUAGUGUGGUUUGGAGUCUUCUUUCUUUGUCUAUUUGUAUUCUAUGCUAUACUUGGAUAUCUUCUAUUUGGGCGAAGCUUGGAGUCUUACUAUGAUAUUUUCCAAUCGCUUGGAACACUUUUUAUUAGCAUGAUUGGUAAAAGUAAAUUUAACGAAAUCAAUGAGGCGGAUCCACUCAUGGCACAGUUUUACUUUUUCACGUAUGUCCUUUUCAUUGUGUAUUUCCUCUUGACCAUGUUCUUGGCAAUUCUCUGUGAGAGCAUCAAUGUUGUCCAUCAGAAAACCAAACUGGACCGCUCAGAUGAACUCGUCAUAUACCUCAUUGAUAAAGUCCGAGAUGUCUUUGUCAGCAGGAAGGGCGGCAAAAAGGUGCAUCAAGAUUUCACCUCCAUCAUGACUGAGAAUCAGAAACCACUAAAUUUGUUGAAGGAGCUCCGAAAGGAGAUUGAUACCGCUAUGUCGACAUAUUCUGAACAGGAGGACAGAGACAAGCAUGCGAGGAUGAAAAAGAAGAGCAAAGAAUUUCUGAACAAAUUGGAACAGACGACAUAGAAAAACAAGAAGGGUAUGCCUGUUCAAAUCGCUUGUCCUCCGAUAUGUUGGACACAUUUGUUAUUUGGUUCAUCUUGAUUGUAAUUUUAUAUUUUUGUAAGUUGUUGACAUAUAUAUGUAAUAAGUGUUUUAGGUUUAUUAAAUGUAAAGUACUGAUACACACAUAAUGUAACAGUAUGGUGUGCACAUUAAUAUUUUUUAUUCAACCUUUGAAUGUAUGCUGUACUCUGCACUGUUGUAUCCACCCAGCCGUGGAAAAUAACGUCAUGUUCUGUGAAACACAAGCCGUGCACGACUAGAGCCUCAGAUGGUCCCCGAUAUGUGGUUUUGUCGAAGAAUUUUGAUGAAAUUUAAGGAUUAAGAAAAACAGUAUGGAGCGCUAAUUAAGAAAAACAAUUUGUCAUAUUACAUCUUUCAGUUGAAAUACUUUAUGGAUUUACUAAUUUUGAGCAACAUAUAAAUGUUUAAUUUCCGAAAAUAUAAAGCUCACUCUUGCUCUCGUUCUGGGUUCUUUACAUCUUUACUAAGAAUGCGAUCUAUGUUUUCUAAAAAUAGACAUGAUCUAGCUAUGGUGAGCAUAACUUUGAAUUGAUAUUUGAUGCACAUCAUUCAGAGUUCUAUUGAUUUUGUUACCCAUAAGUUCAGGUUAUUUCUAAUUUUUACUAGGACAAGUGUGCAGAUACGAAUUGUGCCACGCUCUAAGCCAAUCUAAUUUCGAUGAUUAUCUCUUUAAUAUUGUACACAGUUCUUUGUGUAUGGAAUAAAUGUCUGAAUUGGUUGUAUUGUGGGGUUUUAAAAAACAAAAAAAAGCAUGGGGAUAAAUUCUUCAUAAUUCUUUAGAUAUCCCCCAUAUUACAACAAACUAGACACUUAUUGAAUAUACAUGUAUCUGCAAUUUAUUUUGUUUUCUUUCUUAGAUAUGGGAUUUUAUAUUAAGUUGAAAUGUCGCUUAAUUGUGUGUCAGUUUAUAUCGGGAAUGAUUUCAAAAUGAAAGUAUCAAAGAUAUAAUUGAAUAUUUACAUUUGCCAAUGUAUUUCCUCAUGUGACACUACUAAUGAAAUUGACAUAACAUGAAAUUAGUCACGUGAUCAGUCUUUUCUUGCGUAUGAAUAUAAUCACCGCUUCAAAAGUCAGGUACUUUCACCUGGCUUAUGCAAUGCAGCGGGGGAUUUAGAGCCCCCCUCCCUUUUCGCCAC